AUGCCUUUUGCACCAGUAGGCAGUGAUGGCGUACAGUUCUUCUAUGAAGACAGCGGGGCGCCCGCCGCAUCGGAUUCCUAUGUUACCCUUGUGUUGAUACACGGCGGCGUCUUUCAUAGCCCGAUAUACCGGCCCAUGUUCAAGCACGCAGCGGAUCACAACCUGCGCUUCGUAGCUUUGAAUCUCCGGGACUAUCCCCGCACCACACCUCUGUCCGCAGCCGAACUCGACGCGCUGAGAACCGGCGGGAAGGAAACUCAGAGAGCCGAAAUUCGAGCCCGAGGUUUGGAGAUCGCUUCUUUCAUUGCGUGGUAUAUCGAACAUGAAGGCAUACCAUCUAUCACUUUCUCGUCUGGUGGCGACCCUGUCUCCGGGGGUGUAGCGGUGCUUGGAUGGUCCAUUGGGAACUGUACAACGAUUUCCAUGCUUGCAAAUGCGGAUACUCUUCCGUUAGAUGUGCAAGGCUUGCUUGGUCGGUACAUGAGAACGCUCAUCAUAUACGAUCCCCCGUAUUUCGCCCUCGGAGGGCCCGAUAUGCUGAGGUUCAGACCUCAGAUGAUCGAUCGCACAAAAUCUACAAAAGAUCUGGGACACACAUUCUCUCUCUUUGUGUCAGGAUAUUACGCUCACUCGCCUUCAUUCCUAUCAUCUAUCGCUGAUGCCGAUGAGGCACAGCUUGAUGCUGGCAUGGUAGGACAUCCUAUCCUCGACCCCCCUCCGCACCAUGUCCCUACACUCAACCGUAUGACUGACGCACAAUUGGCCGAGUGCGCCGACUACUCUGUUUAUGAGAAGUCGCAGGUGCUCAUGAUACGUGUUGACCGGACUAUCUACGAUGACAAUACACGCCGUGCCCUGUUCGACAAGACGAUCUGGCCCCAUCUGCGCGUCGAGUAUGUCUGGCUCGACAUGUCCCCGGGAGAAGGGCGUGCGGUCAAUGUGAGGAGAAUCGAAGGAGCAAAUCAUUUCCCUCAUUGGGACCAGCCCGAGGCCACUGCGAAAUUUUUUGGAGCCUUAUUUUAG
This is a messenger RNA of Fibroporia radiculosa, 1023 nucleotides long. RefSeq lists its product as uncharacterized. NCBI's taxonomy places the organism in Eukaryota, Fungi, Basidiomycota, Agaricomycetes, Polyporales, Fibroporiaceae. The coding region runs from base 1 to 1023 and encodes 340 amino acids. The transcript is spliced from 5 exons. The record is from RefSeq and is a predicted model, not a curated record.